This is a messenger RNA of Hansenula ciferrii, 1131 nucleotides long. RefSeq lists its product as uncharacterized. The transcript has a single exon. The record is from RefSeq and is a predicted model, not a curated record. Lineage: Eukaryota; Fungi; Ascomycota; Saccharomycetes; Phaffomycetales; Wickerhamomycetaceae. Bases 1 to 1131 code for a protein of 376 amino acids.
AUGAGCGCUAAUAAGGUCCCAUUCAAUAAUGUUGGCAGGAAAAGUGAAGAUUUCGAGGAAGAUACAAAUAUUUCAUUACAAGAAGAUAUUGCUGUUUUAUAUUAUGAUGCACAACAGGCUCCUAUAUUUAAUAAUGACCCUGAAGGUGAAUUUAGACCAAAUGGAAAUGAAGAAUCUACAGAUACAGUACCACUAAAUCAACUACAACAAAACCAUGAAAGUUCUAGACUAUCAAAUUCAACAGUUGGAGGAAAAACUGCCGGUCAGAUUCCUGGAAAUUCAAUUGAGCAAUGUCCUAAAGAUUCACUUCAACCAUAUCCAGAGCCAUUACACCAUGUGAGACAUUCGCAGAACACACACCUUCAAAGCCCACAAACAACACAAUUACAACAAGUACAACCAUAUAAUCAACUUCAGUUUUACAACCAACAAGUUAGCCAGCUGCAUCCUUUGGCUAAUAUGGAAGUUCAUCAAGUAAAUCAAUUUAAACCAAUAAAAAAUACCACUUAUUACUCAGAAACUACACCAUACGGUUCAAAUUCUGGCUCCAGACAAAGAUCCAUAAUCUCCAAAUCUUCAACGUUUACUACAGGGGCGUUGGACUUGAAUGACUAUUCAAAUUACCAAUUGAAAAAUGAUCAGUAUGACCCCAAUUUUAUAUCAAAAGCUGUUGCAAAUAUGAAAAGACCCCCUAAAGCCCUGAAUUCCGCUUUGAAGACUAAUAAGGAAAAAGCUGCUAAUCAUAUAGAGAAAUUAAGGCUUUCAAACAUGGGAAAUCUUUUAGAGACAACUGACAACAGAUAUGGUCAUAUUGAUUCCACUAAUUCAAUGUUAAAUUCGCUACUGACUCAAAAUCAAACACUAAGAAAUAAUAAUACCGAUAAUGGCAAUAUGUCAGUAAGGCAAAUAAAUCUCAUAGAUACAACCAAAACACCACAAUCAGGCGGUGAUAAUCAUAAUGAUAUUAACGGCGUAACUGUUAAAUCUGAUCAUUCUAGUCAUGGACAAAUACAAUUUACCAACACAUCCCAAAAUCAUCAUGAGGAAAAUCAACCAAAUGGAUCAUCACAAACUGAUAUUGACCCAGAAAGACACAAUCAAAGUAAGGAAACAUCAGAUAACCGUAAUUGA